Cordyceps militaris CM01 is the source of this 1506-nucleotide messenger RNA. RefSeq names its product Major facilitator superfamily transporter. Lineage: Eukaryota; Fungi; Ascomycota; Sordariomycetes; Hypocreales; Cordycipitaceae. Bases 1 to 1506 code for a protein of 501 amino acids. Gene Ontology annotation, molecular function: transmembrane transporter activity. Gene Ontology annotation, biological process: transmembrane transport. The record is from RefSeq and is a predicted model, not a curated record. The transcript has 3 exons.
AUGCCUCCUGCUACUGCGGAUCACGAGUCGGCGCCGCUGCUGGUCGCGCGGCGCGAUACCGACGAGACCCUGGCCGGCUCGGGCGAGACCAUCGGCGCUACCACUAGCUUUCAACCGGACGGCGACCAGGAGAAUCCGCUCGAGUGGACGCCGUCGUUUAAGUGGUUUAUUGUCUUUUUGCUGUCCAUGUCUGCCUUUACCGUCACCUUUUCCUGCGUGUCCGUCGUCCCGGUAGCCCGUCGCAUAUCCCGCGACCUCGGUGGCCGCCCCGACGACACCUCCUCCGAGGUGCUUCUCGUAACCAUCUGGGAGCUCGGCGAGGCGGCCGGCCCGCUGCUCAUCGGGUCCCUCUCGGAGCUCUUUGGCCGCAGCCCUGUCAUCAACACAGCCAAUGUCUUUUUCGUCGCCGCCCUCGCCCUAGGUGCCCUCGCCCCGACGCUGCGCUUCCUCAUCUUUACCCGCGCCCUCACCGGCGCCGCCGUCGCCAUCAACGUCCUCGGCCCCGCCAUCAUCGGCGACAUCUUCGUCCCCGACCAGCGCGGCACCGCCGUGAGCAUGAUCCUCUUCGCGCCCCUGCUCGGCAGCUCCAUCGGCCCCGCGUUUAGCGGCGCCGCCAUUGAGACGCUCAGCUGGCGCGUCAUCGUCCUGGUCAGCGUCGUCCUGGCCACCGUGUGCUACUCCAUAUCGUUUGUCUUCUUCCGCGAGACCUACACGCCAGCCAUUCUCCGCCGCCGCGCCGCUAAAGUGGCCGCCGCCGGCCUGGCAUCGGACAUGGAUAAGCCGCCGACCAAACACACCUACAAGUCGCUUUGGCUGUCCAUCGCGCGGCCGGCGACUGUUCUGGCUAGCAGCGGUGUGCUCAUGGUGAUUUCAUUCUACAUUGCCAUCAUGUUCUCACACUUCUACGUGGCUGCCAUCACCAUGCCCAGAAUUAUCGAGGACGUUUACCACCUAUCGCCUACGGCCGCUGGAUUUUCCUUCUUCUCCAAUGCCAUCGGAUCUCUCAUUGGCAUCAUGGUCUGCAAGCAAUGGCUGGACGCCAUCUACAUCAAGCUUCGCGACAAGAACGAUGGAGUUGGGCUGCCAGAAUUUCGCCUGCCAAUUGCCAUUAUAGGUGCCGUCACCAUGAUUCCUGGCGUUGCGCUCUACGGUUGGUGCGCCGAGUACAACUGGAGCAUCUACGUCUUCCUCACCUCCUGCAUCUGGGUCCGCAUGUCCCUCAUCAUGUCCUUUACGCCCUUGACUGCCUACGUCGUCGAUGCAUGCGGUCUUUAUUCCGCGUCGGCAUUAACUGCCGUCAUUGUCAUCCGCUGCCUCGCGGGUGCCUUCUUGCCGCUGGCGAUUGACAAGCUCAUCAAUGCUAUUGGCUAUGGCUGGGGCUUUACCGUCUACGCGCUGGCUACCCUAGUGGUAGUCUCAGUGCCUGUUGGCCUUUACUACAAAGGCGAAAGCUGGAGGAGAAAUAGCGAGUAUACCAUGGUGGAGGAGCAUGUGGGAGCUGAGUAG